This is a messenger RNA of Populus nigra (black poplar), 1457 nucleotides long. Its product is annotated as trihelix transcription factor ENAP2. Gene Ontology annotation, cellular component: nucleus. Gene Ontology annotation, molecular function: transcription cis-regulatory region binding. The record is from RefSeq and is a predicted model, not a curated record. The transcript has 2 exons. NCBI's taxonomy places the organism in Eukaryota, Viridiplantae, Streptophyta, Magnoliopsida, Malpighiales, Salicaceae. Bases 261 to 1013 code for a protein of 250 amino acids.
AACCUAUGUGCAGAUGUAAUAGUCUGAUAAUAAUAAUAAUAUUAACAAUCCAAUUAUUGAUGUCCAAAAACAAAAAUAUUUCCCGUCCAACCCCAUUACGGGAGCUGACGUCACCGCCGGUCACAAUGCACGGCCAUCACCCUCAUCCAUAUCCUCUUUCCUUUCUCCUUCCAAUCCUACAAUUCCUUCUUUUCUCUUAUUACCCUACACUCCCCUCCCCCUCCGGAGCACUUUAGCACCCGAAACCACCACUCCCCACCAUGGACCCCAGCCCCUCCGCCGCCAUAACCCGGCCUCACCACGGUGGCCGCGAAGAUUGUUGGAGCGAUGGCGCCACUGGGACACUAGUCGAAGCCUGGGGUGACCGUUACAUAAAUCUUAACAGAGGUAACCUCCGUCAAAAAGACUGGAAAGAAGUCGCUGACGCCGUCAACAACCGUCAAAACGGCGUCAAACCCAAAAAGACCGACAUCCAGUGUAAAAACCGAAUCGACACAUUGAAGAAAAAAUACAAGAUCGAAAAAUCCAAGCCCCCUCCGUCGACUUGGCCGUUUUAUUAUCGUCUCGAUUCUCUCCUCGGCACUAACAGUAACUCUACUAACACUUUCAAGAAACCUACCUGCGUUACUUUCACGGUGAAGUCAAAGACAAAGCCUCAAAAUGAUGCUUAUCCAGGCUUGGCAAGUUGUGGGGAGAGCUCUUCUGACGACGACGAUAUGGCGUGGUUUGAUGAGAGAGUGAAAAAGAAACGGCAUAGAAUGGAGGAUGUAGAUUUAUCUGAUGGGGCUGCGUGUAGGGAAUUAGCGAGAGCGAUAUUGAAGUUUGGAGAGAUAUAUGAGAGAAUUGAGAGUUCGAAACAGCAGCAAAUGAUAGAGUUGGAGAAACAGAGAAUGGAGUUUACUAAAGAAGUUGAGUUUGAAAGAAUGAAUUUGUUUGUUGAUGCUCAAUUGGAGCUCAAAAAGAAGUCUUUCAGCCGCGAUAAAUUUGCUUCCAGUUCAGGGAAGAAGUUGUAGUUGAUAUUGCUCAAAAAUCUAAUUUUCAAAAGGGGACUCCAGUGUGUAAAUCUCCAUGAAAGCCCUCCUUUGAUCUCUAGCAGAAGAGUGGAAGUCCUCUACCACAACAUCCCGAGUCUGUCACAUCUUCAACUGAUUCAACUUUGAAGCUUUUAAAGAAUGAUUAUGACCAACCUCUGCCGUAUUCAUGGCUGUAACAUUAUUCUGCAUGCAUCAUAAGUUGUUAUGCUGAAGAUUUUCUGUACUUUGUAAUCUUCGAAACUGCAACCUGUGUCAUCUCCUUACAUUCUUAAGCAUCGUAUUCUCCAUUCAGUGAUAAAUAUAUGAUCAGCUUGUAUCUCAGCAAAGGCACCCCGUGCUGAUUGAGCUUGUCUCUCUUGCAAAUGAUGUUCAUGGGACACCAGAGGAUAAAAAGGGCAAUGAAUGAUUACCUAUUACUGUUCA